AAAAAGAUCUUGUUCUGCUGCAUGAAAAUAUGAGAAUGGAUAGAAAUUAAAGGCGUUGUACACACAAAUGGAGGACAAGAAAUUGCUGUCAGAAGGGUUUAUUUUAACGUUGAAAAUUUUUAAAACAAGCUUUUGAGCAUUACUGUUGGUUUGGCGACUGUGUUUGAACGACGGCCAAUGACAAUUCUGGGCAAACGGAAGGCAGACGAUGCAUCACCAUCAUGUCUCGCUAGCGACAAUCAAAGUGAAGACUUGGAGACAGUAGUCCAGGAUUUCACCAUUCUCGAAUCCAAUCCUUUCCUGGUCUCGGAUUCGGAAUCAGAUCGUGCUUCGGACGUUGCUGACCCGCCAGAGAAUGGUAUAUCUACACCUCCACCGGUAACAGAACACGAUAGCUCUCUGGCAACAUACGUCCAGGAGGCGAAGAAUUCUAUUCUGGACAGAAUUUCCGAGCGUUCCUUGCCAAUUGAUCUUUCGAAUCUGUCAGAACAGUACGACAAGCUGCAUCACUUGUUAGAACAAACCGUCAAAGUAGGCGAAAGUAAUUCGUGCUUACUUAUUGGCAAUCGUGGAUCAGGAAAAACGGUAUUAGUUCGGAAAGUAAUCCAAAGUCUUCAAAAAGAGCAUAAAGACAAUUUCCUGACGGUGGAACUGAACGGACUCAUACAAACCGACGACCGAAGCGCGUUACGAGAAAUCACGAGACAGUUGACUCGAGAAUCGCAAAUGGAAGAUAGAAGCUUUACGUCGUUUGCUGAAUCGCUGGCGUUCCUUCUGUCGUUGCUGAAAUCAGGAUCAAAGUCAACAACACCGGUCAUUUUCAUAUUGGAUGAAUUUGAUUUAUUUGCUCAACAUACCAAGCAGGCUUUGCUUUAUAAUCUUUUUGAUAUUGCUCAAAGUUCACAAAAUCCUAUUGCCGUGAUUGGCUUAACGUGUCGCUUGGACACUAUGGAGCUAUUGGAGAAACGUGUAAAGUCACGAUUCUCACAUCGACAGAUAUACCUUUAUCCGCCAUCAAGUUUUGGAGAUUUUUCUAGCGCGACGAAGAGCGUUUUGUCGCUUCCUAUGUCUGACUCCAUAACAGAUGAAAAUCAUACAACUUACAUACGUAAUUUCAAUGAAGCUUUAGAUACCUUGUUCCAGGACCCAUUAUUUCUAGCGGUCAUUCGACGUAUCUUUGAUCUGACCAAAGAUCUGCGCAUGGUUUUUAAAAUAUGUUUUCAGCCCGUCAGUUCCUUGUCAGCUCAGAACCCAUUCCUAACGGCAACACAAUUUUAUGAUUCUGGAAUCAUGCAGCGUGCAGAUUCCAAGACUGAACUGUUGAAAGGCGUAUCACUAUUGGAGCUCAUAUUGAUUGUGAGCAUGGGCAAGCUUCUUGAUCGAGAAACGUCAACCUUUAACUUUCAAAUGGUUUAUGAUGAAUACAAAGACUUUAUGAAUAUGACUCAAGCUAGUGGACACAGCUUUGGAAUGAAACUAUACAAGCGCGCGGUUGCCCUUAAGGCUUUCGAACACUUGCAGUCCUUUGAACUGGUCUGCCCUGUCGAAUCUGUCGCAAAAUGUCCAAAAGAAUAUCGAAUGAUGAAAAUCAUGUUAGAACCUAGCCAGAUCAGCAAUGCUGUCGCGAAGUACAGAGAUUGUCCAACGGCCGUUAAAAAAUGGGGUAUUGGCAAUCCACUGUAAUAAUGUAAAUAAACCACGCUAUAUUCAUUGUAGAGCUA
Messenger RNA from Umbelopsis ramanniana AG, 1721 nucleotides. RefSeq lists its product as uncharacterized. The coding region runs from base 178 to 1683 and encodes 501 amino acids. The transcript has 7 exons. The record is from RefSeq and is a predicted model, not a curated record. Lineage: Eukaryota; Fungi; Mucoromycota; Umbelopsidomycetes; Umbelopsidales; Umbelopsidaceae. Gene Ontology annotation, molecular function: ATP hydrolysis activity; DNA replication origin binding. Gene Ontology annotation, biological process: DNA replication; DNA replication initiation. Gene Ontology annotation, cellular component: nucleus; nuclear origin of replication recognition complex.